Molecule: messenger RNA, 537 nt
Organism: Vitis riparia (riverbank grape)
Lineage: Eukaryota; Viridiplantae; Streptophyta; Magnoliopsida; Vitales; Vitaceae
Product: ethylene-responsive transcription factor ERF098-like
Exons: 1
Coding region: 15-473 (152 amino acids)
Biological process (GO): ethylene-activated signaling pathway; regulation of DNA-templated transcription
Molecular function (GO): DNA binding; DNA-binding transcription factor activity
Source: RefSeq, a predicted model, not a curated record
UCGACACGUGUAGCAUGGAAGAUCAUUCGAAAGGGAAUGAGAAGCAGGAGCAGGAAGGGAAGGAAAAGGAAGAAGUUCGAUACCGAGGGGUGAGGAGGAGGCCAUGGGGGAAGUUUGCAGCCGAGAUUAGGGAUCCGUCUAGGCAAGGUGCUCGUCUAUGGCUAGGCACAUUUGACAGGGCGGAGGAUGCAGCUCGCGCCUAUGAUCGAGCGGCCUUUAACUUAAGGGGUCAUCUUGCCAUUCUUAACUUUCCUAAUGAGUACUAUUCUGAAGUCAUGGGCUCCCAUCGCCCCCCACCAUCACCAUCCUCAUCGUCUUCCUCGUCAUCUUCUGGCCCUUGUAGGAGUUUAGAGAUGGGAGGUUCCUCUUCUGGGCAAGAAAAGCAAGUCAUUGAGUUCGAGUGUUUGGAUGACACGGUGUUGGAAGAGCUUCUUGGAUCAGAAGAUGAGAAGAAGAAAGGCGCCAAAAAUUGAGUUCGUCGUAAGUUUCCGUUCUAAUAUUUUCUACCUAAGUUUUCCGUUUUGACAUUAUUGUUGU